CCGAACAAGCUACCGAGAAAAGCAACUACCUGAGAGGUAUAAAAGGGUUUACGAGGCAGCGUCAGAAACCAGCAAAGUAUACCUUGAACGGCUCUACCAUGCGUCUUGCUCUGCUUUCUUUCAUUGUUGCACCUCUCCUCACUGUUGUCGCCGGUGCUGCAGCCAACAUAGGAACUUACGGUCUCAGCAACCUCGCGAAGAGACAGGACGGUGUAUGCAAAGCGGCGGGGGAACAUUGUUGCAUUGAUGUAAAGUGUGAACCAUGCUGUGAAGGUACAUGCGUACCUAAAGAUAGCAGUAGUAGCGGAUCGGACGCCAUUGUCGGGAAGUGCCCUUCCCAGAGCUCUUGAUGAAUAGGUCAAGGGGAGACACCGACGUUAUGUGUGGAGGGUUGGAACGAGCUUGGCAAACCCACUCAGAGUAGUUGGUUGGGAUGUAACACCAGUUUGUUGACCAUCAGGAACGAAACUUGAUAUCGCUGCAUUUACGGUUAUUUCAUUACAAAAUUCCACCGCAGCUCUGUUCACGAGCCCAUUUAUCCGUUGAGGGUGCGGAAAGGAGUUAGAGUACUAGUCCAAGCUCGCGAGGUGCAAGCAAACAUAACAUAG
Messenger RNA from Pisolithus orientalis, 608 nucleotides. RefSeq lists its product as uncharacterized. NCBI's taxonomy places the organism in Eukaryota, Fungi, Basidiomycota, Agaricomycetes, Boletales, Pisolithaceae. The record is from RefSeq and is a predicted model, not a curated record. The transcript is spliced from 3 exons. The coding region runs from base 99 to 350 and encodes 83 amino acids.